Messenger RNA from Daphnia pulex (common water flea), 712 nucleotides. Its product is annotated as NEDD8-conjugating enzyme UBE2F-like. NCBI's taxonomy places the organism in Eukaryota, Metazoa, Arthropoda, Branchiopoda, Diplostraca, Daphniidae. The transcript is spliced from 4 exons. The record is from RefSeq and is a predicted model, not a curated record. The coding region runs from base 17 to 583 and encodes 188 amino acids.
UGUUUAAUUUUAGAUCAUGAUUACUUUAACUAAAAGACUCAAAAAGGAAGCAGAAAACAGAAAUAACAGUAGUACACCAGUAAAACAUGAACAUCCUGCUCCUAAAAGAAUUAGCAUCAGGGACAAGCUUCUUGUUAAAGAGGUUCAGGAAAUGGAACAGACCAUUCCUUCCACAUGCCGAGUAAAGUUUGAGAAUCCUGAUGCUCUCCAUGAAUUCUCUGUGAUCAUUCAACCUGACGAGGGUUUCUGGAAAAGUGGAAAGUUUCUCUUUCAUGUUGUCAUCAAUGAAGAUUACAACAUUUCACCUCCUAUAGUAAAAUGCCUGACAAAACUCUGGCAUCCAAACAUUAGUGAAGAAGGUGAAAUCUGCCUCAGCCUUUUGAGACAGAAUUCUAUUGAUGGGCUAGGAUGGGCCCCUACUAGAAAGUUAAAAGAUGUUGUAUGGGGUCUGAAUUCUCUCUUCACCGACCUGUUAAAUUUCGAAGAUCCUUUGAAUAUUGAAGCCGCAGAGCAUUACCGGAAAGAUCGUUCUUCUUUCGAAGUUAAAGUACGUGAAUACGUGAAUCAGUUCGCAAAGCGAUGAAAUGAUCUUGGCAGUUUUUGUAAGAUUGUGUGCUUGUUGUAUGUGUGCCAGUGAAUUAAUCGUCCAAUUGACCAUAGUGAAUUUACUUUUGUCGAUUCAGAAUAAAAACUCAAUUUCUCCUUUUUGUAA